Molecule: messenger RNA, 1536 nt
Organism: Trichoderma breve
Lineage: Eukaryota; Fungi; Ascomycota; Sordariomycetes; Hypocreales; Hypocreaceae
Product: major facilitator superfamily domain-containing protein
Exons: 3
Coding region: 1-1536 (511 amino acids)
Biological process (GO): transmembrane transport
Cellular component (GO): membrane
Molecular function (GO): transmembrane transporter activity
Source: RefSeq, a predicted model, not a curated record
AUGGCGGGAGACACUACCAAGGUCGACAAGCCUGAUAUCGUCAUGGUGGACGAUAGAGAUGACCACACGAACCAUGAUAUUGAAAAGUCUGCUCAAGUGAAAGUCAUUGACAACAUACCCGUCUUGGGCUUGAGCGAAGAAGAUGCGGUUUUCUACAACAGUAUAACAGAAGCACAGAGGAAGAAAAUCGUCAGAAAGAUCGAUUUGCGCCUGGUACCGAUGUUGGCGAUAUUAUACCUUAUCUCGCAGCUUGAUCGCGCAAACAUUGGAAACGCAAAGAUUGAAGGCCUUUCCGAAGACCUACACCUCGUCGGGAACCAAUACAAUGUUGUACUGUCCCUUUUCUUCAUCCCAUACAUUUUGCUUGAAGUUCCCAGCAAUGUUUUGUUGAGGAAGUUUAGGCCCUCGGUUUAUCUCGGCUCUCUUGUUAUUCUUUGGGGCAUCGUUAUGACUAUGCACGGCGUUGUCAAGAACUUCGGCGGCUUACUUGCUGUAAGACUUCUUCUCGGCGUCUUUGAAGCUGGAUUCUAUCCUGGCGCGGUUUAUCUCUGCGCAUUCUGUGCUUUAUCAGGGGCAUUUUCUGGUCUCUUAGCUGCAGCAAUUGCUCUAAUGGAUGGUGUUGGUGGCUAUGAAGGGUGGCGAUGGAUCUUCCUCCUCGAGGGUAUUGCUACCACUUUACUUGGUGUGCUUUGCUUCUUCUUUCUCGUUGAUUCGCCGUCGCUUUCUGGUAGAUGGCUGUCCGCAGAUGAGAUUAGAUUUCUCGAACUUCAACAUUUUGUGAAGCAAGGCGGGCGUUUCUCGGAACAAUACUCUGAAAAGAGAUUCAACUGGUACGAAUUCAAAAUGGUUCUCACCAACUGGAGGCUCUAUCUCCAAGCCUACAUUCUGCUGUGCAUCUCAGCCUGUUCUUACGGAACUAAAUUUACCCUUCCUUCAAUUAUCAAAGCAAUGGGUUUUACAAACAACACAAUAGCUCAGCUUAUGACAGUACCAGCCUAUGUGGCAGGAGGCAUUUCUUCCAUUUUCUUUGCGUACUUGUCCGAUCGCUUUCUGUGGCGGAUGCCCUUCAUUGCGGCUCCCAUGUUGCUCAUCACCAUUGGAUACGCCGUGGUGAUGGGAUUCGACGGCAAAUUAGGUGGAAGCCAUACAGGACCAGGAUAUUUCGCUCUUGUAUUGACGUGUAUGGGCAUCUAUCCUGUUCAUCCGUCUGCCACAAGCUGGGCUGCCAACAACCUGGCUCCAGCCAGCCGUCGUGCAAUUGGACUUGCCUUUUGCAUUUGCAUGGGUAACAUUGGAGGUAUUAUUGGCAGCUUCAUGUAUCUUGACAAAGAAGCGCCUACUUACCACACGGGCUUUGGGCUUUCUCUGGCAUUUGGCGCCUCUGGCGUCCUCGCAGCUCUGUUACUGGAACUAAGCUAUAUCUGGGCCAACAAACAAAAGUCAAAGAUCCCCGAAGAGGAGGUUAGAGCACAAUUUUCGGAAGACGAGUUGCUCAAGUUGGGUGACAAGAGCUUACUCUUCAAGUAUACGCUCUAA